AUGGGUGUUCACAAUCUUCUGCCGUUCGUAAAGAACGCUUGUCGGCAGGGUAAUGUGACAGAAUUCUCCGGAUAUUCGGUUGCCAUGGACGUUAGCUGUUUAUUGUGUAAGAGUCUAUUUGGCUAUGUUGGAAGUAAGGCUCAAGGACUGAAAGCGAACUUGUCAGGCAUUACUUGUUCCAUAACAGCAAGAACUAAGAACUGGCACAAUGGGUUUAUAAAUAUCGUUAGUCCCGAAUCGUGGCAUUGCACGCAGUUUGGCCGUUUAUUAUUAUGA
Molecule: messenger RNA, 276 nt
Organism: Cooperia oncophora
Lineage: Eukaryota; Metazoa; Nematoda; Chromadorea; Rhabditida; Trichostrongylidae
Source: the annotation of a GenBank genome assembly